Salmo salar (Atlantic salmon) is the source of this 2046-nucleotide messenger RNA. It is a transcript of the gene fundc2, whose product is annotated as fun14 domain containing 2. Lineage: Eukaryota; Metazoa; Chordata; Actinopteri; Salmoniformes; Salmonidae. The record is from RefSeq and is a predicted model, not a curated record. Gene Ontology annotation, biological process: autophagy of mitochondrion. Gene Ontology annotation, cellular component: mitochondrial outer membrane.
UAGAAGAGGUGCGGCGUGUGAGCGUGAGAAGAGAGUCAAUACGUGUAGUGCUAGGGCAAAAAACACAACGUACACCCAGGGGCCCACGACCGAGUUUGGGAAACCCUCAAUUUGAGCUAUGGUCUAAUGAACACCAGAAAGGCAGGAUGUGUGUAAAGGCCCUAUACAUCGAAAUGGUACUGGGCCAAUUUUGUGAUGUAACACGUGACAUUUCGGAUGGGCUGGGUUAAAACCAAAUGAAUUGAGAAAAAUGGCCGAGAAGAAUAAAGUUAAGAGUGAGGAGACCUUUGAAGUCAUGGACGUAGUAGAGUAUGCCAAGAAACAGAGAUGGUGGAACAAAAUAUUUGGCGAGAACUCUGGGCCCGUAGCAGAGAAGUAUAAUGUUGCCACCCAGCUUGCCAUUGGUGGAGUGUCUGGCUGGUGUGCAGGGUAUUUGUUCCAGAAAGUUGGGAAGCUGGCAGCUUCGGCAGUGGGUGGAGGCUUCUUUUUCCUUCAGAUUGCCAAUCACACAGGAUACAUCAAAGUGGACUGGAAGAGGGUGGAGCGUGAUGUAAACAAUGCCAAAAAGCAGCUGAAGUUGAAUGCAGAAAAGCCCACUAAGGAAGUCAGAACAAAAGUGGAUGAGGUGCAGACAUUUGUGAAGAAGAAUAUUAUCCUCACAGGAGGUUUUGCUGGGGGAUUUCUGCUGGGCCUGGCCUCUUAAGAGCCUCUCAUUUCGGUCUUUACUUAAUGUUUGUCUCAUACAAGGCUGAAAACAGCUUAAACCUAAGCAGCUAUCUAGAUAUGUAAGUAGACUAUAUUGAUAUCAUAUGUCAAGCUAAUUCAUAGGCUUGAUGUGUUUUUGGGCUUUUGGGCAUGUGUCAAUUUGAAAACAACCGUUUAGAUACUAUGUCUGUGGUUAAAGUUUAUGCAUGGUCUGUGCACAUAUGGCAGGAGCAUUGGCUUUAAUUUUUCUAUGGGUUGUUUUGGUGUGGUACUUAUUUGAGAGAUUAUUCAGAUUCACUUCAAUAGUUUUAUCUGUAUGCAUUCAGAUGGAACUCAGGGUUCUCCCCAGGAUUUUUUAAAACAAGGUGUUUCUGCUGAGUAUGGCUGGGGGGUGGCCCGAUGUGGUGUAGUGGACUCAGUUUUUUUUAUUUUAUAAUAAAACAUUUUUACACCUGUAACUGCCAUUUCCUGCAAUCUAGAGAAAAAAUGGCCUAUGAUACAUAAAGUGGCGCAGCGCCUCUUAAAUUCUAUGGAGAGGACCCUGAAACUGGAGCAAUGCACUUUAACGUGUUUUCCCUAAUGUGGGAUUUGUUUUGUAAUAUCCUGCAUUUUCUAAGUUAAGAUCAACAAGGUUGUUAUGUGUUUAAAUGUUACUUCAGACCAAAGGGUUUGAGUUAAAAGCAUCUACAUGUAUGAGUAAAUACUGUAUGACAGGACUAGGAGGCCACAGUAACUCAAGUUUGAAUGGUAUUUGAAGUUAGUCUUACCUGAAAAUCAGUGACAUUUCAAAGUAUAACUCAAAGAAAAUCAUGUAUGCAUAUUAACCGUCCCCAAUAGUAUUGACUUAUUUACCAGUACAGGAGGUUGCAUGUGAAGUAUUUAUUUGAGAUCAAGUAGUGAGAAGGCAAGACUGGACUUUUGAUUUUGCUUUCUAAUUCCCUGCUUAAGAGUGAGGCGUGUCAUGUGUGUAAGUACAGGUUGUGUGCAUUAUCAAAAGCUAGGGUGUAUUCAUUAUUUGGAUUCUGUUGUAAAAUGUAGUGCAACGAAACCUGUUUACUCCAAACGUACAUUUUUUUGCAAUGAAAACUAUUAAAAAAAAAACAAAUUCAGGUAGGUUCUGUUUGCUUCCUCGUGUAAAUGUUUUUUGUUGCAAAGCUUUUUGCAACAGACCAAACAUUUCACAACAGACUAAUGAAUACACCCCUGCCUAACAGCAUACAAGGCUCGUGUUUCACAAAUGACUAUGGACAAUUAUGAAUGUAAUACAUGGAAGAUAUCAAUAGUCCUUUGUAUGGAACAUAUGGGAUGACAAAUACACUGAUAUAAAUUAGUUUGCUCUAA